Molecule: messenger RNA, 3126 nt
Organism: Rhinopithecus roxellana (golden snub-nosed monkey)
Lineage: Eukaryota; Metazoa; Chordata; Mammalia; Primates; Cercopithecidae
Gene: ZNF136
Product: zinc finger protein 136
Exons: 5
Coding region: 342-1868 (508 amino acids)
Biological process (GO): regulation of transcription by RNA polymerase II
Molecular function (GO): RNA polymerase II cis-regulatory region sequence-specific DNA binding; DNA-binding transcription factor activity
Source: RefSeq, a predicted model, not a curated record
UCAUUUCUCGCGUCUGCCGUACUUGGUUUCGCUUCACUAGUCCCAGAGGCCCCGAGUGCCUCGGCUGGAGUCUGUGUGGCGCUGUUCCCUGUACCGGCCUUGGGAUCUGGAGGGAGGAAGCCGGGACACCCGGGAGUUAGGAAAUGGUCCUGUGGCUUUUCACCUAUGAAGCAGAAUCUCAUUCUAGUACAUUGAGGAGUCAAUGAAGCCAAAUCUUUGAUGGUCUGUGUCAGAGACACAAAUUUAAGGACUCAGUGGCCUUCGAGGAUGUAGAUGUGAACUUCACCCAGGAGGAGUGGGCUUUGCUGGAUCCUUCCCAGAAGAAUCUCUACAGAGAUGUGAUGUGGGAAACCAUGAGGAAUCUGGCCUCUAUAGGGAGAAAAUGGAAGGACCAGAACAUUAAAGAUCACUACAAACACCGAAGGAGAAAUCUAAGAAGUCAUAUGUUAGAAAGAUUCUAUCAAAGUAAAGAUGGUAGUCAGCGUGGAGGAAUUUUUAGCCAGUUUGCAAAUCAGAAUCCGAGCAAGAAAAUUCCUGGAGUGAAACUCUGUGAAAGCUUUGUAUAUGGAGAAGUCAGCAUGGGUCACUCAUCCCUUAAUAGACACAUCAGAGAUCACAGUGGACAUGAACCAAAGGAAUAUCAGGAAUAUGGAGAGAAGGCAGAUAGACGUAACCAAUGUUGGAAACCCUUCAGUUCUCACCACUCCUUUCGAACACACGAGAUAAUUCACACUGGAGAGAAACUCUAUGAUUGUAAGGAAUGUGGAAAAACCUUCUUUUCUCUCAAAAGAAUUAGAAGACACAUUAUCACACACAGUGGAUAUACACCAUAUAAAUGUAAGGUAUGUGGAAAAGCAUUUGAUUAUCCCAGUAGAUUUCGAACACAUGAAAGAAGUCACACUGGAGAGAAACCCUAUGAAUGUAAGGAAUGUGGAAAAGCCUUCACUUGUAUCACAAGUGUUCGAAGACACAUGAUAAAGCACACAGGAGAUGGGCCUUAUAAAUGUCAGGUAUGUGGGAAACCCUUUCAUUCUCUGAGUUCAUUUCAAGUACAUGAAAGAAUUCACACUGGAGAGAAACCCUUUAAAUGUAAGCAAUGUGGUAAAGCCUUCAGUUGUUCCCCAACCUUAAGAAUACAUGAAAGAACCCAUACUGGAGAGAAACCUUAUGAAUGCAAGCAGUGUGGGAAGGCCUUCAGUUAUCUCCCCUCUCUUCGACUACAUGAAAGAAUUCACACUGGUGAGAAGCCCUUUGUAUGUAAGCAAUGUGGUAAAGCCUUUAGAUCCGCCAGUACUUUUCAAAUACAUGAAAGGACUCACACUGGAGAAAAACCCUAUGAAUGUAAGGAAUGUGGGGAAGCAUUCAGCUGCAUCCCCAGUAUGCGAAGACACAUGAUAAAGCAUACUGGAGAAGGACCUUACAAAUGUAAGGUAUGUGGGAAACCCUUUCAUUCUCUGAGUCCAUUUCGAAUACAUGAAAGAACUCACACUGGAGAGAAACCCUAUGUAUGUAAACAUUGUGGUAAAGCUUUCGUUUCUUCGACAUCAAUUCGAAUACAUGAAAGAACUCAUACUGGAGAGAAACCCUAUGAGUGUAAGCAAUGUGGGAAAGCCUUCAGUUAUCUCAACUCCUUUCGAACACAUGAAAUGAUUCACACUGGUGAGAAACCCUUUGAAUGUAAGCGAUGUGGUAAAGCCUUUAGAUCUUCUAGUUCCUUUCGACUACAUGAAAGGACUCACACUGGACAGAAACCCUAUCAUUGUAAGGAAUGUGGGAAAGCCUAUUCUUGCCGUGCCAGCUUUCAGAGACACAUGUUAACACAUGCUGAAGAUGGACCACCUUAUAAAUGCAUGUGGGAAAGCCUUUAAUGCUCUGGGUUCAUGUCAGAUACAUUAAAAUACUCACUGAAGAGAAGCCCUAUGAAUGUAAGUAAUGUGGGAAAGCAUGAAAUUCUGUCGGUGCCUUUUAUAAUACAUGAAAGAAAGAAUUCUGGAGAGAAGCCAUAUAAAUGUAAGUAACAUGGGAAAGCUUUCAAUCAUUUUAGUUCCUUUCAAAUACAGGAAAUAACUCAUCAUGGAGAAAACCGAACAAAUGCUUUUUGGAAGGGAACACAUAUUUGAGAGAAAUCCUGUGUAAAGAGUGUAGGAAAGGUUUUGUCAUCACACAAUCCUGUCACACAUUGAAUGCAUAGUGGAGAGAACCCUGGUAAAUGUAAAGAGUGUGGGAAAGCCUUUAGUUAUUUUAGUUCCACUUGAAGCCAUGAAAGAACACACAGAGGAGAGAAAGCUCUUGAAUAUAAGCAAUGUCCAAACGUUUUUAACCAGCCCACAUGCUUUCAACAACAUGUAAGAAUGCACUCUGGAUCAAAACACUAUAAAUGUGAAAACCACGAGGAAGGUUUUCCAUUAUAAUAUACUUUUAAAGUCAUUUGAGGGCUCUGUGGCUUCGUGGAUUAAAGUACUUGUCUGGCAAACAGGAGAUGCUGGGUUUCAAUCCCAGCAGGGCCUCAUUAGUUGAGGUAUUGAAUCUGAACAGGUGUUUCGGCUCUGGCUGGGUGUGGUGGCUAACACCUGUAAUCCUAGCACUUUGGGAGGCUGAGGCAGGAGGAUCACUUGAGGUCAGGAGUUUGAGACGGAGUUUCAAGUGUGCAAAACAUAGCAAGACCUCAUCUCAAAAAAAAAAAAGUCAUUCAAAGACUUAAAAUAUAGCAAAAUCCUAUAAAUGUAAGUACUUCAAAAAGCCUGAUGCAUAGCGGGUCAUGUAGUCUCUAGAAAAUACAUAAUAACCUGAUAGAAAUGUGGAAGCUAUAUGUAUAUUUUGUUAAUUAGUGGCUCAUAUUUAAAAUAGUUCUCUAUGGAUUUCAAAUGCUUAAUCUCACAAAGAAAUGUUAAGGUGAUAUAAUCCUGUAAGUAAUCUGAAAGCAAUAGUGCAUGAAUUUCAUAGGUAGUGUUGUUUUAGGUCAGUAUUUAAAAUAUUUGUCUUUCCAUUUUGAAAUGUGUUUAAUCCAACGAUGAAUUUAAAUGUGUUUCUCAUAUUCAGGUCUGUUAAAUUGUAUAUGGUUGCUUAAUUGUUCUGUGAUUGAGGACCACUGAAAAAUAAGUCUUAAUAAAUGUCGGUAUGAACCUA